GCUAUCGAUUUUUAUAGCAACUGCCUAUCGUUACUAGAUAUUUACAACAGUUUCUUAACCAACACUGUCGUUAUAUCAUUGUUUUGUUUAUCAGAUUCCUAAAAUGUUGCGGCAAAUUCUGUUUUCCAAUGUGGGCCGUCGCCUGGCGCUACCCAUGAUCGCCUCAAAUCGCUCUGCCAGCAAUUUGGGCAAAACUGAGUACACAACACCCGGGGAAAUUGUGGACUACGAUGAUCCGCCCCAUUUGCCAGUUCCGGAAUAUCCUGUGCGUCCUGAUGAGCCCCUCGAAACACGCAAGCAGCGCCUCUUGUAUCAGAGCCGAAAACGUGGAAUGCUGGAAAACGAUCUUCUGCUGAGCACCUUUGUGGCCAAACACCUGAGGGAUUUCAAUGCCGCACAGACCGCCGAAUACGAUCAGUUGAUCAACGGGGUCAGCAACGAUUGGGACAUAUUCUAUUGGGCCACCGAAACCAAGCCUACGCCGCCGCAAUUCGACAAUGAGAUAAUGCGACUUCUUAAGGAGCACGUCAAGAACCACGAAAGGGUGCAAAGGAUCAGGCAGCCCGAUCUAUAGAGCCAGAAACCUUAAGUGUUGAUAUAAAUAUCAGCUAUAUAUCCCACAUUAGAAGAAAGCGUAUUAGGUGAUGCAUUUCUGAACCAAUGUAUUUUUGAAGGGCUUUUUAUAUAUUAAGAUAUCUCUUUCAAAAAUGAAUUUGUAACUUGACGAUUUGGCAUUUGAAAUACAGAACAUUCUUUAUUUGUUAUUAAAAAAGCUUUUCUUGAACUUUCUGUUUUGUCAUGAUCACAGCUUUUAUUAUAAAAGACAUAUUGUUGCACAUGAAUUAAAAAAUAAGCAAAUGCUUGAUGAUGAAACAACAUAUCUAACUUAGAAAACAUCAAAUUAAAACAUUUACCUCUUCCAAUUUCAAAAAUUCAUUAGCUGCUUCAUUAUCCAUUUCCCAUUUAAAACACAACUCCGCUUUCCUGAAAUACACAUCCAUACAAUAUAUUUAAACGAUUAUCCAGUUAAAUUGUAUUCAUGCUUUGCCGUAUGUGUGUAUGACCGAUCUUGUAUAUGUAGAUUAAAUUGUAAUUUGCUUAGUCACUAUAGCGAAAUAUUACACUUAAAAUGUU
Molecule: messenger RNA, 1134 nt
Organism: Drosophila biarmipes
Lineage: Eukaryota; Metazoa; Arthropoda; Insecta; Diptera; Drosophilidae
Product: succinate dehydrogenase assembly factor 2-B, mitochondrial
Exons: 3
Coding region: 104-574 (156 amino acids)
Biological process (GO): tricarboxylic acid cycle; mitochondrial respiratory chain complex II assembly; protein-FAD linkage
Cellular component (GO): mitochondrion
Source: RefSeq, a predicted model, not a curated record